Molecule: messenger RNA, 1206 nt
Organism: Bathycoccus prasinos
Lineage: Eukaryota; Viridiplantae; Chlorophyta; Mamiellophyceae; Mamiellales; Bathycoccaceae
Exons: 1
Coding region: 1-1206 (401 amino acids)
Biological process (GO): peptidyl-proline hydroxylation to 4-hydroxy-L-proline
Cellular component (GO): endoplasmic reticulum
Molecular function (GO): L-ascorbic acid binding; procollagen-proline 4-dioxygenase activity; iron ion binding
Source: RefSeq, a predicted model, not a curated record
AUGACGACGGUUGCGACUACUCCUUUUGAUGCCAGUCGCGUGUCCUCGUCGUCGUCAGUAACGCGCGUUGUUCGCUCUUCUUCUUUGUCUUCUUCUUCUUUUCGGAGGACGACGACCAACAACAACAAUUUCGAGGUUUUGAGAAGUGGAAGAAGAAGAAGAACAAACAAACCUAUUUCUUUGUCAUCACGUUUUAGUAAACCAAAGACGACGGUGAACGCCGCCGAAGGAUCUCCGACGAGCAGCACUUCUCAACAACAACCCCAGCCUGCGUUUAUUCCCGCGCACGAACGACAAACGUUAUCGAAAAUUCCUCCGGAACAGCUCGCUUCUGGGGGCAUGCGAUUGUCCGCACAAAACGAGGAUUUCAAAGUCUCCUUCCGAAGGUUUUUAGCGUACGAGUUCAUGUCCAUGGACGAAACGUACGACGAGACGAAAAUUUCAGUGUUGAACCUGGAUCCUCCAAUAUUUACGGUGGAGGAGUUCAUCUCGGAACAGGAGUGCGACAAUUUAGUAUUAGCGGCGAAAACGAGCGGUGGUUUAAAAGUCUCCGCCAUAGGCGGCGGCGCCGCGAACGAGAACAUUCGCACGAGUAAGACGGUGGCGUUGAACUCGCACGGGUUGGAAAAUCACGCGAGUAAGAAGGCGAUUUUAGCGAGCGCGGAGAAAUUAUUGCCUGAUAUACGAGGAUUGAGUACAAAAAAGAACGCGUUUAAAGCACCGGCGGGUGGGAAGAGCGAGUGGGCGUUCGAGUUGCCGCAAGUUGCGCAUUAUAGCGGCGGAGAAUAUUUUAAGAAACACGAAGACGCGUUUCCGAUUGGCAUCGCCACGGAGAAAGGGUAUCAGAGAAGAGCGACGGUCUUGGUGUAUUUGAACGAUGUUCCGAAUGGUGGAGUCACUCGAUUCGAGUAUUUAGAUUUGGAUGUCCAACCGAAAAAAGGGAAGUGCUUGGUUUUCUUCCCCGCGAGCGUGGCGGCGAUGCCGGAUCCGAGGACGUUACACACGGCCACAGAGGCGGAGAACGGGUGCGAGAAAUGGGUAUCUCAAUUAUGGGUGAGUCACUCAACCCCACCGGCGUCGGCUGGGAGUAGUGAUAAUAGUGCUAGUGCUGGACAACCAGCGGAUGUUGCUCCGAAAAAACUCAACCGAGCGCAACGACGGAUCCAGGAACGAGAGGAAGCCAAAGCUGCCAGAAAGAAGAAAUAA